This is a messenger RNA of Paramecium octaurelia, 699 nucleotides long. NCBI's taxonomy places the organism in Eukaryota, Ciliophora, Oligohymenophorea, Peniculida, Parameciidae. The record is from the annotation of a GenBank genome assembly.
AUGAAAAAUUCACAGAGAUGCUUGACCUAUCAGAACGAAGCUUAUAAUAAAUUGGAAAUAACAUCAUCAUAAGUGUUAAAAGGGAAAAUAAUUGAGAAGGAUGAAUAGGUCAAUAAUUUAGAAAUAAAUUUAGAUAAAUGAUUAGUAAAGUUCUUGUGCAUAAUCGUUUGAGAUUCAAGAGUUUAAUCUAUAAUUACUAAUAGAUAAAUCAUAAGAAAAAUUGUAGCAAUAAGAAUAAUUAUAAUUGCACUCUCCAACAGGUCGAAAUAGAUCAAAUUCGUUUGAAGACUUAUAAUAGAAAUUAAAUGAUUAUAUUGAGCAAUAUAUUUAAGACAUUAAAGAGCCCUAACAUUUUUUAGACACGUAUUCGUUAUAAAACUCUGAAAUUUGCGAUGAUGAAUUUUCAUCACAAUCUAUCGAUUUAUGUUAGAGAAUAUAUUAAGUAGAAAUAUAUUAUUUUAUUUUUAGAGAAUAAUAGCUCAACUAAAUCUAUCAGUUAUAUAAUCCAAUUCAAUUGAACAAUCGACUACUGUGUCCUCGCCUAAAAAUAAUGAUUCAAUUUAGAUAAUGAAUUACAUGACUACAUCUACUCCUUUAACUCCUGUAUAAUUGGAAGAUGUUCCAAAAAAAAAUAUUACAAAUUCAUCAAGUUAAGAUUAAAUAGGAUUUAAAACUAGUUGGUAUUCUUUGAAGUCUUGA